CUUGAUGAUGGUAAACAAACAAGAGAGCUGCCAACCCUCCCUCAACCCUCCAUCAUCACUGUUUUUAACCUCUCACGUCUUACUCUUGCCUUCCACGGCUACUAUCACGAUAUUGGUACCUAAGCGACGUGGACAAGCAGGUGUUGAUGGUGAUCAGACAAGAGCAGCCACAGCAGUCAUCUUGCAGACGACGGCAGCUGUCUUGUAUAAUUAGAGUUAAGUAUGACCGCAGGCGCCACAUGAACAAGGUUGGUAACUGGGCGGUAACACAAUGUCGAUGAUCGCAGGCCAUAGGCAAAACAGCACUCACUCUACUCGGAAAAAAGUCCAGAUUUCUUUUGUCAUUCGUGAUGAAGUGGAGAAGUUCCAUCGAUCGUCUGUCAACUCACUACAAUACGAUCCAUACCUCCAGCGUUUGUAUUCCGCUGGCCGUGACUCUAUCAUAAGAAUAUGGAACUGCAAGAACCAGAAAGAACCAUAUAUCCAGUCAAUGGAACACCACACUGACUGGGUUAAUGACAUCGUACUCUGUUGUGGGGGUAAAAAUUUAAUAUCGGCUAGUUCAGAUACUACUGUCAAAGUAUGGAAUGCUCACAAGGGUUUCUGCAUGUCAACUCUGCGAACUCACAAAGAUUACGUCAAGGCCCUGGCGUAUGCUCGCGACCGAGAGCAAGUAGCGUCUGCUGGACUAGACAAGGCAAUCUUUCUCUGGGAUGUACAAACCUUGACUGCACUCACAGCUAGCAACAAUACUGUCACAACUUCAUCAUUAAAUGGCAAUAAAGAUUCUAUCUAUAGUUUGGCUAUGAAUGCCCCUGGCACUGUCAUUGUAAGUGGCAGUACUGAGAAACAACUUAGAGUGUGGGACCCUCGCACCGGUAACAAGCUCAUGAAACUCAAAGGUCACACGGACAACGUAAAGGCACUGAUAGUCAACCGUGACGGCACUCAAGCUGUAUCUGGCAGCUCCGAUGGCACCAUUAAACUGUGGUCGUUAGGUCAGCAACGCUGCAUCAAGACCAUCAGGAUCCACGAAGAAGGUGUCUGGGCACUUCAGGCCAAUGAAUCCUUCACCAGCGUGUACUCUGGUGGGCGAGAUAAACUCAUUUACAAGUGUGAGACCCGUACUCCAGAUAAGUACGUGUUGUUGUGCCAAGAGUCCGCGCCGGUACUCAAGAUGCUGCUGACUCCGGAUAACUCAUCUCUCUAUGUUGCCACAACAAACUCAGCCAUAAAAUGCUGGCCUCUAAACAACAGACUAUCACAUGUUGAAGAUUACUGUGACAACGAAGAAGACCAAGAGCUUAAGCCUGUCAUGACUCAGCCAGACUGGUCCAUCAAGGGUGGACCAUCCAUCAAGCAGUACACCGUCCUCAACGACAAGCGACACUUACUGACUCGUGACACAGAGGAGAAUGUGGUUCUCUGGGAUAUACUUAAGGCAUCGAAAGAAGAAGAAUUAGGGAAAGUGGAUUUUGAAAGUGAAAAGGAGAAGAGAAACAAGCCUAUAUAUGUUCCUAGUUGGUUUACAGUGGACCUCAAAACUGGUAUGUUGACCAUCCACUUAGCGGAGAAAAGAGACGAAGUUGAUUGUUUGUCUGCCUGGGUCUCGGCAAAAGAGGCUGAUUUUCCAACUCAAGAUGGUGUCGACCUUAAGAUUAACUAUGGAGAACUAUUAUUAAAAGCCUUGUUUGAACACUGGCCAAGAACGUACUUGUUUGAAGAGAACGAGAGCGGAGAAGGUGCGGAGGGUGGAGUAACCACUCAUAAUGGUCAUACCCCAAGACCUGGCAAUGAAUACUUCACUAUUCCUCCACACACACCAGUUAUAAUUAGUAUUAUCUUUCACAGCGAAAUACAAGGAAGAACACUAUACAGGUUGCUGUGUGGUGAUGCAGGUGGUGAUACUGAAGGUGUUCUCCUUAAUGAAACUGUACCACCGUGGGUACUGGAUAUUGUUGUAGAGAAGACCUCACCCAAGCCCAAGAACAAAGUUUAUUUCUUCCUGCUGCCUCAUGCUUCAUCGGGUAUUAAACGAGAGAAGAAGUAAGUAUGUGGACUGUACUCUGAA
Messenger RNA from Cherax quadricarinatus, 2071 nucleotides. NCBI's taxonomy places the organism in Eukaryota, Metazoa, Arthropoda, Malacostraca, Decapoda, Parastacidae. The record is from RefSeq and is a predicted model, not a curated record.